Molecule: messenger RNA, 833 nt
Organism: Thermothielavioides terrestris NRRL 8126
Lineage: Eukaryota; Fungi; Ascomycota; Sordariomycetes; Sordariales; Chaetomiaceae
Exons: 4
Coding region: 224-487 (87 amino acids)
Cellular component (GO): cytoplasm
Source: RefSeq, a predicted model, not a curated record
CAAAGCUUCGAACCCCGAGGCUCUGGCUGGGGUCUUGUGAUCGGUUGCCAGUCCCGCGACAGCGCACCCGCCCAGACCCGCAUCAAACCACCAACAACCAUCCGCAACAAUCGGCAGCCCGCGUCGCAAGCUGCUGAAAGGCGCGAUUUCUGGACCUCGCAUUAUCGUAUCGGUUCCCCCGUCUCUCGAUUUCGGCAUCGAAUACCGCGGAUAAUCUGCAAAGAUGGUGCUCCUCGACUUGCUGACUUUGGGGUUAUGGUCAAAGCUCGGACGGCUGACCCAUUAUGCCUUCGAUGCCGUCCUCUUCUCGGCGUUCCUGGCAGGAAUGAAGCGUUCGACCGGCCUCACUUUCAAGACGGACAAAGUUGCCGGAGAUAACAAAGAGGUGUCAAAAUGGGUCGACAAGUACCUCGGCGUCGGCGAAUGGGUGAUGGAUCAGUCCGUCGCCAUUGCUGGCUCCAGCGGGUGGUUUGAGCGGACCCGGUAGAGAUGGCAUCUUUUGGAACCGAUGGAUGGUGUGCAGACAGAGGUACCAGCGUUGAUCUGGUAUCCGCGUAACGACUUCCCUCACCGAGAUGAGGUGGAUCGGUCAAUCGUGCUCAGAGAGGGCUAGGUGCGUCUCGGGGAUUUCUUAGUUCGGGUGGUCGGUCUCAUGGGCGGCGUUCUGGAUCGAAGUGGUGGGCGUAUCUCUCCGCUGAAUUUUGAUGUGUAUACGGAUAUGCCCCUCUUAGUUGUUUAUGUGGUUUUAUCCCGCAAUCGGGUUCCAUUGUCCUUCCCAUCGUGCGUUCUGCAACACCCCGCGUUUUUCCGACUGCCCGCUGAUUCGGGAUCAC